AUGAGUAAAGAAAAUUUCCGCUUUUAUAUUAAAGUACGCACAGCACUUAAUAUUCCACUAGGAGUGGUUUAUGAUGAACUGUAUUGUGUAUGUGGUGAUCAAGCGCCUUCCUAUGCAACAGUUAAAAGAUGGCCUAAAUGGUUUCAUGAAGGCCGAGAAGAAGUUGAAGAUGAAGCACGACCUGGCAGACCUGUUACCGAAACAACAUCGGAAAAUAUUGAACAGGUCCACCUUCUUAUCGAUGAUGAUCCUCACAUUACAAUAGAAGAGGUGCAAGAGCAAACUGGUUUAAGUCAUGGUACCGUUCAGCGAAUCAUCACCAAUCAUUUAAACCUUAAGAAGGUUACCGCUCGUUAUAUACCCGAGGAUUUGACUGACUUUCAACGGGCCGAACGAGUCCGAAUAUGCCAACAAAAUUUGGCAAAGUUUCAAGAAGGAUCAUGGCGUUUAUGUGAUAUAAUAACUGCAUGGGUAGGAAGAGGAGAUCCUCCACCUACUGUAGUUCGACGUAGUAAGUUUGCUCCAGGAACUUUAUUCUCCAUCUUUUUUAAGUCAAAUGGUUCUGUUUUCAUUCAUCGUGUGGAACGGGGAGAAGUUAUUGACCAUCAUUAUUACAUCAACAAUUGUUUACGACCUCUUGUUGAUGAAAUUAAACGUCAAAGACCUUCAUAUGGCACUAGUCGUAUUAAAAUUCAUCAUGAUAAUGGAAGGCCACAUAUUCAUAAAGAUGUGUCCGAUUAUCUUGAAUCGGAAGGUCUCACAAUAAUACCACAUCCACCGAACUCUCCAGAUUUAUUACCAUGUGACUUUUGGUUAUUCGACCUAAUUAAAGACAAUAUGACUGAUAAAAAUGAUUCAGAAUCAUUAUACAAUGCUGUGAGCGAGUUCAUGUAUUCUAUAAAUAAAGAAGAAUAUAGAAAAAUCUUCGAGAAAUGGAUUGAAAGAAUGCAAUUGCGUAUAGAUAACCAAGGUGAUUAUUUUGAACAUUUGAUAAAAUAA
Messenger RNA from Rotaria sp. Silwood2, 999 nucleotides. NCBI's taxonomy places the organism in Eukaryota, Metazoa, Rotifera, Eurotatoria, Philodinida, Philodinidae. The record is from the annotation of a GenBank genome assembly.